AGUGUUACUUUGUCCUGUUUGAACUCAAAAUGCAGUACUGAAAGUGUGGCGGGGAUGGAAGUGUUGAGAAACAGCCCGCUCAGCUGAUUGGUAAGCACUUUGUGUGGGUUUGUUUCACAUUUAAAAGGAAGCAGCACAACUGGUCUGAACAGCGUUGAGUCAACAGCUGGAGACGCUCUGAGCUGCAGAGUUCUGAUCAUCCUUCAAGAUGGAAAUUUUUGAAGAUUAUUCCUUUGAUUUCUAUGACUAUAACUACACCGAUGGAUUCAACGACACGCCUCACGAGGAGACGGUUUUCACACACCAAUCGUCAUGCUUGAUGGAAGCGUUGUGCGUGGCUUUACUCGUGAUCAACGUCUUCAUUUUUCUGCUGGGCUUCUGCGGGAACGCUUUGGUCAUCUGGAUCUCUGGCUUCAAGAUGAAGAAGACGGUGACCACCACCUGGUACCUGAGCCUCGCCAUCUCCGACUUCGUCUUCUGCGCCUUCCUGCCGUUCAGCAUCACCAACAUGGUCAUGGAGGAGUGGAUCUUCGGCCGCUUCAUGUGCAAAUUCGUCUCCUCUGUGAUGUUCCUCAACAUGUUCAGCAGCAUCUUCCUGCUGGUCGUCAUCAGCGUCGACCGCUGUGUGUCCGUCGUGUUUCCAGUUUGGGCGCAGAACCAACGCACUGUGAACAAGGCGUCCGUCAUAGUUGUCUUCGCCUGGGUUCUCGCCAUCGCUAUGAGUUUUCCCUCUGUGAUCUUCCGUGAAGUUGACACUUAUUUUGAUCGCACCAUUUGUUACAACAACUACACAUGGGACAGUCACAAAACUGUGGCGGCGAGCCGCUUCCUCGCAGGAUUUAUCGUCCCUUUCAUCAUCAUCAUCAUCUGUUACUCCAUCAUCAUCCUCAGACUGCGCAACAACAGGCUGAUGGCCAAAUCCUCCAAACCCUUCAAAGUCAUGACGGCGCUCGUCGCAACGUUCUUCAUCUGCUGGCUGCCGUACCACGUGUUCGUGCUGCUCGAGCUGAACGUCGAAAACCUCCACGACCACCACGGCCUUUUGAUCACCGGACUCAAAGUGGGGACUUCUCUGGCUGCGGCAAACAGCUUCCUCAACCCGGUGCUGUACGUGUUCAUGGGCAAGCAGGAGUUCAAGAGCUCCGUGCUGUCAAAGAUGGUGAACGCCAUGGAAGAGGAAGGCCGCACCACCAGCAGGUAUCUGUCCAGGUCCAGCUCGAUGGACACCAGAGCCUCCACCCACAUCUAGACAUUACUGCACCGCUGGUUCUCCAGUUAAGAGCUCAAAUACUCCUUUUAAGUAUUUAAUUAUUGUCUCUUAAACAACAUAUGAAAUGUGUUUUUGCUCGUGAAAACACGCUCUGUAUAGAUUGAGAGUGUCAUUUUUUGCGUUUUUCUUUUAAAGGCAAUUUAAACGUGUAAAAUAGUUCAGGAAUGUGCACGUGAGCCAACAUCCUCUGCUUAUCUGGUGUUGCAGGAUUUGUUCCAUUGAUCUCCUCCAGCAGGACGAAUGUAAAUACACAUGUUAUGUAUAUUAAGUCGUGCAAUACAUGGAUUGUUAAAUAUGAGGUGUACAUGUUUCAAUAAUAAACACAAAAUGUUUAUUUUACUUA
This is a messenger RNA of Labrus mixtus (cuckoo wrasse), 1613 nucleotides long. RefSeq names its product chemerin-like receptor 1. Gene Ontology annotation, cellular component: plasma membrane. NCBI's taxonomy places the organism in Eukaryota, Metazoa, Chordata, Actinopteri, Labriformes, Labridae. Gene Ontology annotation, biological process: inflammatory response; complement receptor mediated signaling pathway; positive regulation of macrophage chemotaxis. Gene Ontology annotation, molecular function: complement receptor activity; G protein-coupled receptor activity. The record is from RefSeq and is a predicted model, not a curated record. The transcript has 2 exons. Bases 209 to 1249 code for a protein of 346 amino acids.